This is a messenger RNA of Penicillium lagena, 567 nucleotides long. Its product is annotated as fungal Zn binuclear cluster domain-containing protein. The record is from RefSeq and is a predicted model, not a curated record. The coding region runs from base 1 to 567 and encodes 188 amino acids. NCBI's taxonomy places the organism in Eukaryota, Fungi, Ascomycota, Eurotiomycetes, Eurotiales, Aspergillaceae. The transcript has 3 exons.
AUGCCGAGCCUGCACGCGCAACGAGCUUGGCUGCCUGUGGCCCUCGGGAAACGAACUGGGGGACGGACGACGAGCCCAGAGAUAUCGAAUCAGCACCGCCGUCGGAUCGUCCUCGGGGCUCUACAAGAGCACGGCUAUCUGUACCGGUACUACGCCUCCACUCUGGUCCCUCGUCUGGUGCGGAAAAAUUCACUGGCACGGUUUUUGGAUCAAACGCACUUCUUACGCUUGGCGUGGGAGUUUCCUCCACUGAUGGGAGCCAUGAUAUCGAUUGCCGGCAUGCAGCUGGCUUCCUCGUCGCACUGGGCAAUUCAGUGCGCCAUUGAGAGCUACAUGUAUACCAUCUCGGGCCUCCAGAAGACGAUUGCCCAACUCAGAAACCCAGAGACGAAUGAUGGUCUUCUAGCGACGGUGAUCUCGCUGUCCGUGUUCGAGAGCUGUCGACGAGAUGCGGUGCCCAAUACCACACCGCAUGUCAUGGCCUCCGGGACGCUGUUGGCCCUCCGUCGUCCCCGCGGGGGGAAAUUCACCCCAAACAGCCACCGUCUUCGACCGCAUUUGCAUUGA